This is a messenger RNA of Mobula hypostoma (lesser devil ray), 882 nucleotides long. RefSeq names its product trace amine-associated receptor 13c-like. The record is from RefSeq and is a predicted model, not a curated record. The coding region runs from base 1 to 882 and encodes 293 amino acids. NCBI's taxonomy places the organism in Eukaryota, Metazoa, Chordata, Chondrichthyes, Myliobatiformes, Myliobatidae. The transcript is spliced from 2 exons. Gene Ontology annotation, biological process: G protein-coupled receptor signaling pathway. Gene Ontology annotation, cellular component: membrane. Gene Ontology annotation, molecular function: trace-amine receptor activity.
AUGGCACUCAAAGCAACCCUGUACAUUUUUAUUAGCUUUUCAAUAUUAAUUUCCAUAUUUGGAAAUCUGGUGGUGAUCAUUUCAGUUUUACAUUUCAAGCAGCUACAGACACCCACCAAUUAUCUUGUAUUAUCUUUAGCAUUUGUUGAUUUCCUGGUUGGCUUUAUAGUAUUGCCUUAUAGUAUGAUCAGGUCUAUAGAAACAUGUUGGUAUUUUGGACAUGUGUUUUUUGAUCGAUACUAUGCCAUUUGUGACCCCUUUCUCUAUUCUAUAAAAAUAACCCUGCCUGUGACAAUUGUCACUGUUUCUUUAAUCUGGCUAUUUGCUAUCUUUUAUGGUCUUAGACUGAUUUUGUCAGACUUCAGUAAAAAGUCAUUAGAUGAUUAUACACCUGCUGUGGCUUGCGAAGGCAGCUGCAUCACAUAUGCUAAGUUUGAGGGGCAUAUAGAUGCAUUGAUCAUAUUUUGUUUUCCCAUUUCUAUCAUUCUGGGCAUAUACGUUAAAAUAUUUUUUGUGGUCAAAUGUAAACAUGGCAGAGUAAUCGGAAGCAUGCCAAGCAAUAGUGAUAACACAGAAGAAAACAAUACUGGAAACUUAUGUAAAAAGCAACAAAUAGCUGUAAAAAAUCAAAGUGCAAUAAUGGGAAUUUUUACAUUCUCCUGGCUGCCUUUCUAUGUAAAUAACAUUUUUGAUCCAUAUUUUAAUUUUUUAAUCCCAACAGCUUUAGGUGAUGUAAUUACUUGGUUUGGAUUCUUUAAUUCUACUUUGAACCCAAUUCUUUAUGCUUAUUUAUAUCCAUGGUAUCGCAAAACACUCAAGCUUAUGCUCUCUUGUGAGAUAUUUAGCUCGGAUUCAGCUGCAAUGGAUUUCUUUUCAGAAUAA